GGAGCAAAGAGGAGGAUGCUGUCUUUUUCUCUCAGAUGUCGACUGGGCAUCAUCAGAGGGAGAACCAAAGUAAGGUGGUGGCGGACGAUAUGCAUUCCUUCAAGGGUUCAAGUGUUGCUGUCUGAUCCAGCCAUGCUGUGUGGUCUGAGGAGAGACACCAAGAACAGCAUUGAUGAAGGGCCGUACUCAAAGGGCAACAAAGAGGCAACUGACCAAUCACAUUCGUCCCGUGGGCGCUGCCUUUCAGAGGGGUACCGAGGAGUGACCACGGUGGAGCUGAUGAAAAGGGAAGGCAGCAGCCUUGGCCUCACCAUCUCCGGAGGCUCUGAUAAGGAUGGCAAGCCGAGAGUGUCAAACCUGCGGCCAGGUGGGCUUGCUGCCAGGAGUGACCAGCUGAAUGUGGGAGACUACAUCAAGUCAGUAAAUGGCAUCAACCUGUCAAAGCUCCGGCAUGAUGAGAUCAUUAGCCUGCUGAAGAACAUCGGGGAGCGCGUCGUGUUAGAAGUGGAGUACGAGCUGCCUUCAUUCGUCCAGAACCCGUCAGGAGUCGUAACCAAAACCAUAGAGGUGCUUUUACAUAAGGAAGGAAACAGUUUCGGCUUCGUCAUCAGAGGAGGUUUCCAUGAAGACUGGCGCAGGUCUCGCCCUCUGCUGGUCACUAGCGUCAGGCCCGGUGGUCCUGCUGACAGAGAGGGCACUCUGAAGGCCGGAGACCGAGUUCUGAGCAUAGACGGGAUGCCUCUGAACAGAGAGAGGCACGCUGACGCUUUGACCAUGCUGAUGCAGAGCAGCCAGGAAGCUUUGUUCCUGAUUGGGUAUGACGUUUCUGUCAUGGAGGCAGUGCAGCAGGCCUCGGGCCCUCUGCUGGUGGAGAUACUGAAAGGCCCCUCAACCAGCCUGGGCAUCAGCCUCGCAACAACAUUAUACAGGAACAAACAAGUGAUUAUUAUCGACAAGAUCAAGCCUGCGAGCGUAGCAGAGAGGUGCGGCGCUCUGCAUGUAGGGGACGUCCUGCUGUCCAUCGACGGGACCAGCACAGAGCACUGCUCCCUGAUGGAGGCCACACAGCUACUAGCCAGCACCUUGGAAAUCCUUAAGCUUGAGAUUCUUCCAGCCAGCCAGAGCAGACUUCCCAUCAGGCCGCAGGACACAGUUAAAGUGCAGAAAAGCAACCAUCAUCCCUGGGACCAAAGCAGCAACUACUGCCACCCCCCACAUGCCAGCUACAGCAAGACGUGGAGCAGCCCGAGCCACCCACACAGCCAGCAGGACCUCUGCAAAUCUCUGGUGGGUGGGGGCUUCUCCCCCUCCUCCACAGCCACAUCAGGCUUCAGCAGCCAGGGAAGCAACACGCUGCCCUGCCCCACAGCUCCCACUGCUCCCACCAGCCCUCGUGGCUCCACUGGCAAGAGGAGGAACAGGAAGAAGGACCACAAAAGCUCAUUAUCCCUGUCGUCCAGUUCUGUCGGCCCAGGGGGGCAGGUUUUUCAUGUGGAAACAAGUGAAGUCAUCCUAAGGGGCGAUCCACUCACAGGGUUUGGGAUCCAGCUGCAGGGGGGUGUCUUCGCCACAGAAACGCUGUCUGCUCCCCCAGUCAUCCGCUUCAUUGAGCCAGACAGCCCAGCUGAGAGGUGUGGUUUAUUGCAAGUGGGAGACCGAGUGUUGUCCAUCAAUGGUAUCCCGACUGAAGAGGGCACUUUGGAAGAAGCUCAUCAGCUGCUCAGAGACUCCGCUCUGACUAACAAAGUGACCGUGGAGGUGGAGUUCGAUGUAGCAGAGUCUGUGGUUCCGAGCAGCGGCACCUUCCAUGUUAAGCUCCCCAAACGGAGAGGAGUGGAGUUGGGCAUCACCAUCAGUGCAAGUAAGAAACCUGGCCAGCCUCUGAUCAUCUCUGGCAUCAAGAAAGGGAGCAUAGCACACAGAACAGGCACUCUGGAGCCCGGAGACCGGCUGCUGGCCAUUGAUUCAGUGCGUCUGGAGGACUGCACCAUGGAGGAUGCCAUGCACGUCCUGCAGCAGGCCGAGGACAUGGUCAAACUGCGCAUCCAGAAAGACGAGGACAACAUUGAUGAGUUGGAGAUGUCUGGCUCAAUAAUCUACACAGUUGAGCUGAAGAGGUAUAACGGACCUCUGGGCAUCACUAUUUCUGGCACAGAGGAACCUUUUGACCCCAUCGUCAUUUCUGGUCUUACCAAGAAGGGUCUUGCUGAGAGGACUGGGGCCAUCCAUAUAGGGGACAGAGUCCUGGCCAUCAACGGAGUCAGCCUUAAAGGAAAGCCGCUGAGUGAGGCUAUCCAUCUGCUGCAGAUGGCCGGAGAGUCCGUCACGCUCAAGAUCAAGAAACAGUCCGAUAAGUCAGAGUGCCGCCGGCCUCCCGACAGAGAAGCUGGGUUUUUAAGCGAUCCAGAGGACGAACUGACGGAAUCUCAUAAAACCAAUAAACACUCAGUCUACUCAGCCACUGUACCCAGUAUAGACUCUGCCAUGAGCUCUUGGGACAGCUCAGGGUUCGAUGCAGGCUACAUCGCCCAAGGAACCUAUCUGCCUAAAAGUUCUGAUUUGCUGCUAAAUCCACCUGAGUGGAGGCGUCCGAAACACAAGAGUCACAUCACGUCUGGCUCUGCAGGUCUGGCCCAUCAAACGGCGCUCUAUGAUGGGAGGUUCACUGAGGACGAGUGGGACAAGAUACCUGGAUUCGUCAGCCUCCCUCGUUGCCACGGGACCUUGAACAAGGAUGACAGCUUCUGGUCCCAGGCUCUGCAGGACCUCGAGACCUGUGGCCAGUCAGAGAUUCUCAGAGAGUUGGAGGCAUCUAUGACAGGAAGUACUGUCAGUCUGUACCUUGAUGAGUCCAAGACCACUGAAGAUUCAAUGUUUCACUCUGAAAUAAGUCCCAUAAAGAAAGAGAAAAGCCACAGUGAAGCCAAAACCAAAAGCUUGAACUUGUCAUCUGGAGCCAGAGAUGGAUCGUCCAGGACCAAAGAGGACCCCUCUGAUAUAUUGUCCCCCUCUGGUUUAGCACUGCACAAGGUCUCUAUAAGGAAGGACUUUGAGAGCAACAGCUUUGGCUUCAGUGUGUCAGACAGACUCUUAGAAAAAGGAGUUUAUGUGAACAUGAUCAGACCUGACGGUCCAGCUGACCGUGCUGGUCUAAAACCUUUCGACCGCAUUCUUCAGGUGAACCGAGUGAGAACGAGGGACUUGGACUGUUGUCUGACUGUGCCUCUCAUUACGGAGGCCGGAGACUGCCUGGAUCUGGUCAUUAGCAGGAAUCCGCUGGCAGCCGCAGACGUGGAGCUGCCCAGCGACUGUGACGAGCCUUCAAACUCACUGCUGUGCUUUGCCAACUACAGAACCAACAGCAUCGCUCUGUGAACACAAAGGAGGACGUGAAACACCGCAGCACUGGGACCACACACAC
Molecule: messenger RNA, 3421 nt
Organism: Nematolebias whitei (Rio pearlfish)
Lineage: Eukaryota; Metazoa; Chordata; Actinopteri; Cyprinodontiformes; Rivulidae
Product: glutamate receptor-interacting protein 2-like
Exons: 26
Coding region: 16-3375 (1119 amino acids)
Biological process (GO): neurotransmitter receptor transport, endosome to postsynaptic membrane
Molecular function (GO): protein binding
Source: RefSeq, a predicted model, not a curated record